Messenger RNA from Rhinopithecus roxellana (golden snub-nosed monkey), 1300 nucleotides. RefSeq names its product retinal degeneration 3, GUCY2D regulator (gene RD3). Lineage: Eukaryota; Metazoa; Chordata; Mammalia; Primates; Cercopithecidae. Bases 129 to 716 code for a protein of 195 amino acids. The transcript has 3 exons. The record is from RefSeq and is a predicted model, not a curated record.
CCUGCUGUGGCUGCUCAACUUUCUUUUUUUUCUCCUGAAAAUAUCCAGACACUCUCUUCUCCUAGACUGGGAAGCAGAACGCAGGCCCCCUGCUGCAAGAGGCUGACCUCAGAGCAGGGCCAGGGGCUAUGUCUCUCAUCUCAUGGCUUCGGUGGAACGAGGCCCCAUCCCGACUGUCCUCCAGGAGCCCUGCUGAGAUGGUGCUGGAGACACUUAUGAUGGAGCUAACGGGGCAGAUGCGAGAGGCUGAGAGGCAGCAGCGGGAGCGCAGCACUGCAGUCAGGAAGGUCUGCACCGGUGUGGACUACAGCUGGCUGGCCAGCACACCCCGGCCCACCUAUGACCUCAGCCCCAGUGAGCGGCUGCAGCUGGAGGAUGUCUGCGUUAAGAUCCACCCAUCCUAUUGUGGGCCUGCCAUCCUCAGGUUCCGGCAGCUGCUGGCGGAGCAGGAGCCCGAGGUGCAGGAGGUGUCCCAGAUUUUCCGCUCGGUGCUGCAGGAGGUCCUGGAGAGGAUGAAGCAGGAAGAGGAGGCCCACAAGCUGACGCGCCAGUGGAGCCUGCGGCCCCGCGGCAGCCUGGCCACCUUCAAGACCCGCGCGCGCAUCUCCCCCUUCGCCAGCGACAUCAGGACCAUCUCCGAGGACGUGGAGCGGGACGUGCCGCCGCCACUGCGGUCCUGGAGCAUGCCCGAAUUCCGGGCGCCCAAAGCCAACUGACCGCGGCCGCUCCCCUGUCCCGGAGCGGAGCCGUCUGCAGGGGGAAUGAUAGGCCGGUGACCUGAGCGCCGGGCCCUGGAACCUCCUCACCUAGCCCUGAAGAGGAGACCCAGGAGGCGGCCGCAUCCCAAGACGCUGCUGUAAAAUGAAGCUCCAUCUUCCUCCUCUGGCCACAAACCCGAGUUAGAUCGUAGAGCGGCACCGCCCUCGCCCUCUCCUGCGCGAGUCUGCGGGAGCAGCCCCUUCCCUAACUGGCAGAUUCAAGGUUUUGAAAGACCAUUGCCCCAUCCUCAUCUCCUGCUUCUGUCUAAAAGGGGACAGUUGCCCUACCUUUUUGCAAGACUUAGAUUCUCACCCCAAUUUCAGGGAUGUCCCAUUCACUCCCUACCCCCAUCCCCAAUGCUAAGGGACCUGUUGGAUGGUAUCCAUUCUUGCUAGUGACUGGCUGAGCACACCACUGCAGACAGGUCACAGCCUUAUGGGCAGGCACAGCUGGAAAGGGACCAGAGAGACAAUUAGAUCCACUCUUUUCAGCUAGUAAAUGUGGAACUUGAGGCUCAGAGAGGGACACUUGUUUUGCCUUU